Molecule: messenger RNA, 261 nt
Organism: Strongylus vulgaris
Lineage: Eukaryota; Metazoa; Nematoda; Chromadorea; Rhabditida; Strongylidae
Source: the annotation of a GenBank genome assembly
AUGCCUCCACAAGCAAAUUCUGAGGAUGAAUUUGAACCUCAGAUCGGUCCGGUGCUGCCCUCGGGAGUCUCAGUGCAAAGAGAAAUGGAUCAAAAUCAAGACGAGUUUGGCCCGUCCGCUUUGCCUGAGGAGCUUGGCGUUGGUCCCCUACCUAUGACUAACAUUGAUGAAGAAAAGCAAGCAUUGGAUUAUGUUAGAAGAAGAAUCGAAAUGGAGUCAAAGGAGGCAGAGGUUUUCAAUUUGUUCCUAUUUUCUCGCUAG